Protobothrops mucrosquamatus (brown spotted pit viper) is the source of this 587-nucleotide messenger RNA. RefSeq names its product ankyrin repeat and SOCS box protein 13. NCBI's taxonomy places the organism in Eukaryota, Metazoa, Chordata, Lepidosauria, Squamata, Viperidae. Gene Ontology annotation, molecular function: protein binding. The record is from RefSeq and is a predicted model, not a curated record. Gene Ontology annotation, biological process: protein ubiquitination; intracellular signal transduction; positive regulation of protein catabolic process. The annotation marks the transcript as partial. The transcript is spliced from 3 exons.
CUUCUGAUUGAGGUCGGCGCGAACCUGGAGGCCCACGACUGCCAUUUUGGAACGCCUCUGCACGUGGCGUGUGCACGAGAACACCUGGUUUGCGUGAAGUUAUUGCUGAACGCAGGAGCCAACGUGAACACAGCCAAACUUCACGAGACGGCCCUUCACCACGCCGCCAAAGUUCGAAAUGCUGACUUGGCGGAGAUGCUGAUCGAAUUCGGAGGAAACGUUUACGCCCGGGACAACCGAGGGAAAAAACCCUCCGACUACAGUCAGAGCAACAGCUCGGCAAAGUGUUUUGCAUAUUACGAAAGAACCCCCCUGCGGCUCUCUCAGCUUUGUCGUCUCAGUCUCCGUCACGCUCUCGGCCAAAAAGCCCUGGAAAAGAUCCCCCACCUCCACAUCCCUACAAAAUUAGUUGAAUUCCUCUCCUACAGCCAGUGAGCUGCCCACGGCCCCCGUCUAAGGACCCCCCCCCAAUCAUCACCCUGCAAAGUUCGGCUUGUGCUCUUCCGAAGCCACCCUCUUUCGGAACAACGUGCGACUUUUUUCUCGAACGACUGUAAAUAGAAAUGUUAAAACCGUGGCUGGAAGCG